Messenger RNA from Mercenaria mercenaria, 2138 nucleotides. Its product is annotated as G-protein coupled receptor daf-37-like. The transcript has a single exon. The record is from RefSeq and is a predicted model, not a curated record. Lineage: Eukaryota; Metazoa; Mollusca; Bivalvia; Venerida; Veneridae. Gene Ontology annotation, molecular function: G protein-coupled receptor activity. Gene Ontology annotation, biological process: G protein-coupled receptor signaling pathway. The coding region runs from base 347 to 1477 and encodes 376 amino acids. Gene Ontology annotation, cellular component: membrane.
UUGUCAUGAAUUCGGACGGACCGCUAUGGAAAAAUAACAUCAAAUAUAUAUGAACUGUAAUGGUUAAAUAAACAUUAAAUUUAUGUUAAGUCUGGAAAUGGUGAUGUCCUAAAGUCGUCUUACUGGGUACGAUUUGAAGAUUACCCAGAAGCACUUGUUUAUCAUUUUGCAAAUAUACACGAGUGAGAAUUAAAACUAGUUGGCUGUGUAUAUGUGACUCAAAAGAUUAUCAAUAAACAUGGUUCUAGUUCUUCGAGCGGACGAGUAUGCCUGUCAGAUUUCAACACCGGUUAUUUAAAUUAUUUCGUACUGAAUAGAAUUAGAAAGGUAAAUUUCCAAUAGCAACAUGUAUGUUCGCGCGUAUGAGAAAUCAUUAAUGGUUUAUGACGAGUACGUGGCGCAUAGACACAUAUUACUGAUAGUACCACCAGUUUUGUUGGCAAUAGGAACCAUAGGUAACAUAUUUUCGUUUUGUAUUUUGUUUAAAAACGUUAAGAAGGCAUCAACGUAUAGUUAUCUUAGUGCUUUGGCACUUGUGGAUUUACUUGUGUUAUAUAUUGGAUUAUUAAGAAUUUGGAUUGGACAAUUUACGACAGAUAUUGUAGACACUAACAACAUAUUGUGUAAGGUUGGUAUUUUUCUCGGCUAUGUGAGCAGUGAUGUGUCAGUGUGGCUUAUUGUAGCAGUAACUAUUGAGAGACUUAUAGUAGUGAUGUUUCCGCUCCGGGCCCCGAGACUGUGCAAUGCGAGGAAUGCCCGCAUAUCAAUACUGAUUAUCAUUGCACUGUUUAUCGUAGUAAAUGGCCACUUUCUGUGGUCUGUGGAAUUACACCAUUAUAGUUUUGGAAAGACUGUGAUUUCAAAGUGUCAUGCUAGAAAACUCUUCACUCGUUUGGUGGAAGAUAUGUGGCCCUGGGUGGAUGCUGGGAUUUAUUCUUUCGUGCCUUUCCUAAUUAUUAUGCUUUUUAAUAGUUUCAUAAUUAAGAACAUAGUUUCAGCUAGACAAAAACGUAAUGUUUUAAGACAACAAUCGUCUUUGCGGAACAGAAACGGUGUCAGUAAUCAAAACAGGAAGCAAGGAGAGGCUAGCAAAAGAAUAACGUUUACGUUACUAGUGGUGUCAUUCACUUUCCUUAUCACUACAUUACCUACAAACCUAGUUCUAAUCUUUACAUCAUUUUCGGACGAAGCCGAUAAUGACGACGAUGCCAUAUUUGCAAAACGGAAAUUAAUCAGUACGUCUGCAGAAAUGUUAAUGUACGUGAAUCAUAGCAUCAAUUUCUUUUUAUAUUGUAUGACAGGCAGAAAAUUCAGGGACCAGUGUAAAAUGCUCAUUUUACAUGGCUGUAUGUCACCAUUUACUUCAGUAGUCCGUGGAAAUUCAAACAGGUUCUCCACAAGUAGACUGAGCAUGAGAACAUCAAAGACAGUGGUUGUGAAUAACGAACAUACACGAGAUUUCUGUGCUCGGCUUUAGGUGACUGUAUUUAUCUGACAAACAUUCAUUAUAUGAUCACAGAUAUAAGAGAAAAAAACUUCAAGAUAUAUUUGAAUGGCAUAACUAUUAUAAUAUGGUUAAUAGUCAUUCAAGAGUACAAUAUAUUCAGGUAUAAUGGAGAACAAGUUGAUAAAAAGCAGAGAUGUGAUUUCCUUCUAUUCAACAAUAACAAAAAAUACAUAUGUUGUGUUGUAAAAUGUAUUAAAAUUUGACAGUGAUGUGAAAUAAAUAAUAAGUAACAUGGGAACAAACUAAAAAAUAUAACAUCUCGGCUUAUGCAUGUGUACAAUUUGCAUAUAUCUGCGUUGAAGCACGAAGUACUUUUAUAAAAAAGAGACGUAUUCAACUUUGCAAUUACGGUAAAAGCUUCUGAAAUAAAGUGACAAAUAGCACUGAAUCUAACGCACUUUAAGUGGGUUAUUAAUAUGCUUUUCGCGAGGUGGCACUUUAAUAACGCUAAGAACUUGAAAUGUAAGAACUAAAAACUGCAAAUCCAUACACAAAGCACUUAAAUAGCACAAAUAAAUUUAGGAAUGAAAAAUACAUUUUUUCAUGACGGAAUUUCUAUAAAAAAACAACGUUAUUCUGAUUUUCUUUGGUUUGUCGUUUUCAAUUAGUUUGAAUACAAUGUGUAUAUUCA